Molecule: messenger RNA, 1470 nt
Organism: Stereum hirsutum FP-91666 SS1
Lineage: Eukaryota; Fungi; Basidiomycota; Agaricomycetes; Russulales; Stereaceae
Exons: 7
Coding region: 1-1470 (489 amino acids)
Source: RefSeq, a predicted model, not a curated record
AUGUCUCACCCAACAGUAUCCUCGAACCCUCGCCCCAGCAACAAUUGGAACCAGAAGACACUCGACGCGAAUUCCAAAAUAACCGAGGAAAUCAAUACCGCGCGCGAGCUUCAACAAAACAUGCGACCUCAGAUGAAAGCCAUUGUCGGUAUUCCUUAUCUGAGUGGCGCGAUCAGUUUCAACGGCGAUUUGGCGAAAUGGGUAGAGAAGAACACAUCCCCGAACGACCAAGAGAACUCGUUCUUAAAGUGGCAAGCGGAUAUCCUGGAUGAUUGGGACACCUCGACGUUGUACAACGCAACCAACAGCACGGCCAUGACGUGGGCCGUCCUCGGUCUAACAGACCAGAUGGACUGUCAACCGGAGGACGUGUAUCUUCAUGCCAGUGCAGCCACCUACAACCGAUUCGCGCGGGUCUUCUGGCAACACAUACUAUUUGAUUUAUUAGCACACAUGUCUGGAAUCUCGGGGGAUCAACCACGAAAGAUCAUUUCCAACACUACCGGUCUUUGCAAAGUCGCAGAGGUCAAAGGAGCGAAAGCUAUAACUGGGCCACAAAUAUCCAAACAGUAUUCGAAACAAUAUGCACAAGACGCCCGAGGUCUUUCAUCAAUUGAUGCAUCACCGGUUAUCAAUACGACCAGCCCUAAUCAAUCUCAAGAACAAACAGUGAUUCAGACUACUGCGUCGAAUCUACUCCUCAUGCCGACUCAAAACCAAAGCAGUGAAACCCAGACUACUGCGUCGGGCCAGCUUCACUUUCCAAGAACGACCACAGCUCAUGGAUCCUCAGAUGUCAUUCAAGAGACAUUUGCACCAUUUAUGUCCCAGAUACCCACUCGCGAUCUGUAUCGCUCAAUUCCACGUGAUGUCACUCGAGCAAGCCGUAUCAUAUUCGACCUUCUCGAGUCGGUCGACAUUCGGGAGAAGAAGCUGGCAUGGCCGCACACCCUCAACAAUUUCGCACUCGCAGGUGCAACAUUAUCAUGGCUCCUCAAUAAUAUGUUCGCGAUCCGCAUAGCCAUGGGGAAUAUCAACAAACCAUUUCCCAUUGAAUUGAUCGAGCGCAGCAUAUGGCGCGCUGUCAUCGAGAUUGCCGUCGGUGUUGAUGUUCAGACAGCCGUGUUAAAGAUCGUGAACGAUUGGGAGUCACCAGAGAUGAGGACAGCACUCGCGAACGACGACCGUGCCCCAAUGUGGUUCAGGAAUUUGAGAGACCCGAACGUUCAGUCUGCUUCGACCGAGAAUCCGCCAGAGAAUCAAGCUUCAAAUGCAACACCCAAUGAUUCUGAUUCGGAUGAAGCUGACACAAAUAACGUCACAACAGAAGACUUGGGGGGAGAGGCCAUUACUGCAUGCAGUAUGGCAGGCACGAUACCUGCUUCUAUUGAGACAGUGACCGGAGGAGAUGAUUGUCAGGAAGAGGAACAGAUCUGGGUUAAGGGCAAAGGGCGGUUACGUCAGACGUGA